AUGAUGCUCGCGGGGUCGUCGUACGCAGGUGUACAGCCAAACUUUGAUGAGCAGCAUCUCUCAGUAACUCUGAGAUCUUCUCACCAGACGCUCAGUGCCGGGGAUCAGUUCUACCUUGCGCUUGACCUCGAUAUUGACGAAGGAUGGCACACUUACUGGGACGGUCUGAGUGAUACGGGAUACGCGCCGACCAUCAGCUUUGAAACCAACACUCAGGCGCUGUCGUUUGGAGAACCUGUUUGGCCGACUCCUGAACGCUACAUCGCACCCGGAUCGAUCCUGGAUCACAUCUAUGAAGAUGAGAUCGCCGUGCUGAUCCCAGUGGAAGUUGAACAAGCCGCGUCAGCGCCGCUGCAUGUCGUUAUCACGGCUUCGAUCGAUUACCUGAUCUGUAAAGAUUACUGCUUGCCUGAAUCCGCGAAGGCGACGACCGCGAUCGCGAUUGCGAGCAUGACAGAUCCAAAACCAGACCAAUCGAUCCUCUCAAUCGCAAAGGAUCUUCCAAUGGAUCUGGUUGAGUACGACAUCCAGUGGAGCAGCGAGCAAGCGACGCUGACCGUUCCUGGCGCAACCCACUACCGAUUCUUCCCGAGCGAUGAAUGCACUCAACCAGCGGACCUCAUCAAGCAAGGCGACAUCGAGUCCAGCUCGAUGACCAUCACAUUCGAUCGUUCAUACGACGAUCCAUCCGACCCAAUCCGUCUCUCAGGAGAUUCAACCAUGAAAGCUCGCAAACGUUUCGCAAUCCUCGCCGUCGCCGCAGCCGCUCUUGCUGCUCCCGCAGUCAUGAUGGGUGCCGCGAACCUGAACACAAGCACCACCACAAACACCGCAGCUGCGGCGUUGUCGAUCGGUGACACCGUCCCCAACUUCACGCUCGUGGACCUCAAUGACAAUUCCCACACGCUGACUGAUUACACCAGUGCUGGGAAGACGGUUGUACUUGAGUGGUAUUCGCCGGACUGCCCGUUUGUUCGGAAACACUACCGCAAGGACACCGGGACGAUGACCAAACUCGAAGCACAGUUCGCGGACAAUGAUGUCGUUUGGCUGCGAAUCAACUCAGCACACGGAGCACAUCCAUCGGCUGAUCUCUCGCACAACAAAGACUACGCAAAGAAAUGGAACAUCCAGUCCCCGAUCCUGAUGGACACCACUGGAUCGACGGGUAAGAAGUACGGCGCCAAGCGUACGCCAGAGAUGUACAUCAUCACCCCUGACCAGACCCUCGCGUACCACGGUGCGAUCGACAACCGCUCCGAUGCUGCGGCACCGGGUGAUGUCAACUAUGUCGAGAACGCGCUCAACGAGCUUGUUGCCGGGAACUCUGUUUCCAAAGAGACGACCAAGCCGUACGGACCGCUCGGCACAUUCUUUAACUUCCUCGUCAUCGCGCUCGGAUUCGGGUUCAUCGUGUUUGUCCACGAACUGGGGCACUUCAUCGCUGCGAAGUGGGCCGGCAUCCGCGUGCUCGCGUUCUCGAUCGGUUUCGGACAGGUCGCGUGCUCGUAUCGCAAAGGGAUGGGAUUCAGGGCAGGCUCAUCGGAACCUGAGUACAUGAAGCUUGUUCGAGAAAACGACGGCGAUCACACCAAGCUCGACAUCUCCCCAACCGAGUACCGCCUCUCUUGGCUCCCGCUCGGUGGGUAUGUCAAGAUGCUUGGUCAGGAAGACCUCAAUCCCGUCGCCGUGUCCUCGGCUCCGGAUUCAUACCAGAACUGUCCGAUCCCCAAAAGACUCGUGGUCAUCAGCGCGGGAGUGAUUGUCAAUGUCAUCACCGCCGCGUUGCUGUUUAUCCUUGUGUUCUCUGUUGGAUUGCGGAUCAUGCCUCCGACGAUCGGUCAGGUGCUUCCGUCGAGUCCCGCGGCUCUCGCGACUCCUGUAGACGAUCAAUACACGAUCGGUCUCCAGCCGGGAGAUCGCGUGCUGUCGAUCAACAGCAAAGAGAUCGUCGCGUUCAGAGACAUUGCUACUGAAGCCGCGAUGUCAAAAGCGUCAAAACCAGCUUCGAUUAUGAUCCAGCGUGAGGGGAGUGAUCAACCGAUCGAGUACCUCGCGGACCUCAAGCCGGGAGCACAGCUGGGGCUGCUGGAUCUUGGAGUUACACCGCUGCGUUCAACGGAGAUGCUUCUGACGGAUGAUCUGCGGACCUGGAGACUCCUCGCGGACAACUAUGGUCUCGAUCAGAUCCCGCCGGGGUCCCAAAUCCUGAGCGUGAACGGGCAAGCUGUAUCCAACACUGUUGAGAUUCAGCAGAUCGCUUCGAGUGCGAGUCAACUCGAGAUCGAAUACGCCAAUCCAGAGGGCGAAUCAUCGCAGAUCUCGAUCCCGACACAACAAGAACUCAUGACCGAGUUCGUAGAGAUCGAAGGCACGUCACUCCAGAUCGAUCAUGUCUUCGGACUCACAGGACUCAUGCGCGUCCAUCCUGAUGUGACGAUCGAGGACACCAAGCAGGGAUUGAUGCCGGGGGAUAUCUUUGUGGUCAUCGCGGGAGUCGAGUACCCCUCGCUUGAUACGGCGAUCCGUACGAUCCGUGAGAACGCGGGACGGCCCAUCGAUAUCAAAGUUCUGAGAGAUGAAACGCUGAUCGAUCUAGCCGUGCAGGUGUCUGACGAUGGUCGCGUCGGAUUCUAUCCGGAUACUACCACAUACGACCUCCCCUACAUUUCACACUCUGAGAGUGUUGGUGAUGAGAUUGGUCACUCACUCCCAAACGGUGCCAAAAUUCAGUUCGUAAAUAGCAAACAAGUCUCAUCAGUGAGCGAGCUCGCCAACGCGCUGCUCAGUGGUGGUGGUCUCGGCUCGACUGUCCUCUAUUCCACCUAUGACGAAUCAUCGCAACAAGAAGCAACCAUUGUGCUCACAGAAGCGCAGAAGCAACACCUGCAAACGCUCACCCAUCGUUGGCCCGGCGGCGCGGACAUGUCAACGCUGUUCCUCCCUGUCCAACAGAUCGACAAAGCAACCUCUCCAGUUGCUGCCGUGAAGAGAGGGAUCCACGAGUCGCGCCGAGUAAUGCUCCAGACCUACCUCACCUUCCUGCGUCUUACGCAAGGCACCGUCAAGGUCGAGCACCUCAAGGGACCUGUGGGAAUCGCGCAUAUCGGAACGCUCAUCGCGGACGAGGGAUUCAUCAAGGUCUUGUUCUUCAUGGCGCUCAUCUCGAUCAACCUUGCCGUGAUCAACUUCCUCCCGCUCCCGAUUGUCGACGGUGGACAGUUCCUGUUCCUGAUCUACGAAUGGGUCCGAGGCAAACCGAUCCCGAUCCCGGUCCAGAACGCCGUAACCAUGGCGGGGCUCUUGCUGAUCGGAUCGAUGUUCCUGCUCCUUCUUUCGAUCGGCGCUCUGGGUGCGUGGAUUGUCGCGGUUGUUUACACAGCAUGGUCCUUGCUGCAUCCGCCUCGCCGGACAUAUGCGUGGGCGCUGCAUCGGGGUGUUCCGGGUGAUCCCUCGGAGCUCGACGAAACACUCCCCUUUGAGUCGCUCGAUAUCGAGUCCAACAACAGAACCCUCAACGCUUGGAAGGUAGCCGCUCAUAAUCCUGAGGCGCCACGCCUUGUGCUUGUCCACGGCUGGGGAUCGUCCUCGAUCGGCGCUCUCAAACGCAUCCCACAUCUUGCGCAUCACGCGAGCGAGAUCAUCACCAUCGAUCUCCCAGGACACGGCGAGUCAACCGGCACCUCACAGAUGGGCGCGACAGAACACACCGAUCUUGAUGUACUUCUCUCAUCAUUGGAUGAUUCCAAACCCACCAUCGUCUACGGCUGGUCGAUGGGCGCGGGGAUCGCACUCCGAUUCGCACGCGACUACAAAGACCAGCACGACAUCCGAGCGGUGAUCGCGGAAUCGCCGUAUAUCCAGGCGCAGACUCCCGCUCGUAACGUCAUCAACCUCCGCGGACUCCCAACGAAGCUUAACCUCAAACCCGCGAUCAUGCUGAUGGGUAUGCUCAAAGGAGUCGGGCCAAAGUGGAACGGAUUCGCACGCGAUCAGAUCGCGAAAGACUUACAAGUCCCGCUGCUGGUCAUCCAUGGCACGGACGAUCCCGUCUGUCCGCUCGAUGACGCGCAGCGAAUCCGAGCCGCCGCUCCGAGUGUGACGCUUGUCGAAAUCCCCAGCGCCGGACACAACAACAUCUGGACAGUCCCAGAGUUCUCACAGAUCGCGGCGGAUGAGAUUCAGUCGUUCAUCGACUCGAACGCUACGAACUCGAUGCAAAUCAUCGCAGAUCGCGCCGUAGAUGAGUUCGUCAAAGAUGAUUGUGUCGAGUAUCUCAGCAUCCUCAUCGCUUGGGCGCACGAGUUUGAUGCCCUUCAUCCCCAGAUCGGUCUGAUAGACGGAUCCAGAGGUAACAUACUUUGUGCCGAUCACGCCGAUGACCUUGCGUUCAUCUCGUGCGAUUUGAUCCGCGACCGCAUCGGUCAUUUUAAUCCAAGGGAUCGGGGAACUCACAUCCGCGAGCUGCACAGCGUGUUGGACCGCGUUGUCGGGAGUAAAGCAGAACUCGGCGCCGAUCUCAGCAAGUUUUUGGGCGGACUCACGAAGCAUCUGUCCGACGAGUCUCCAGUUGUCGCUUCGGACCGCUUGGAUAUAGAGCGCAAGCGGGAUGUUGUAGAUCGAAACCACAGGAUGCCUAUCCGCCGGGAGCUUGACCGACGCGUGUCGGAACAACUGCCGAUAACAGCUUGCCGCCCCUUCAGGGCUCACCGCAACGAUGCCGAUGUGCUUGGACACCACAUCAUCCCAGAAAUCCCGCUCACUGUCAAUCCUACACUUCCAUCCAUGACACCCAACACGGACAAUUCAACCAACGCCUUCCAAAUCCUCGGCAUUGAGCCAAGUUUUUCGAUCUCGCAUGAUCAGAUCCAGCGUGCGUACUUCCAGCGACUCGGAGCGAACCACCCCGAUCUGGGGCAAACGGACCAAAUCGAUCCGCUCGAUCCCGCAACGCUCAACAACGCACGCGAUGCGCUGCUCAACGACGAGUCCCGCGCCAACUUGAUGCUUCAGAUUGUCGAUGGUCCAUCGUCAAAGGACACGACGCUCCCUGAUGGAUUCCUGAUGGAGAUGAUGCAACUCCGCUCGCAGAUCGAAGAGGAACUCGAAUUCGAUCCCGACGAAGCAAGACCUCGCUGGCAGCAGUGGGCCGACGAUCAACGCAAGCGGACGAUCGAAGAGAUUACCAACCUAUUCGAUUCGCUCGCAGUGCAUCCGCAAUCAGAGCAUGAGCAGAUCAAGCAGACCAUCCGCACCACACUCAACGCGUGGCGCUACACAGAACGGCUCAUCGAACAGCUCGAUCCGACUUACGAUCCGAACGAUUCUGAUAUUUAA
Symbiodinium sp. CCMP2592 is the source of this 5337-nucleotide messenger RNA. The record is from the annotation of a GenBank genome assembly. NCBI's taxonomy places the organism in Eukaryota, Dinophyceae, Suessiales, Symbiodiniaceae.